CCACAGCUGCUGCACGUUUUCUCGUUUCCUUCCUCUUUUACUCGCUUUUUACUGCGCAACCGGGAGAAAGUGCCGCGUCCUGCGCAAGAAGAAGGAGAAGUUGAGAGAAGAAGAGUUUUGCUUCCCGGAGAUUAAACGUAACUAACAGGGAGGUGAAUGGACCUCCACCGGCCCUUCAAGAUGGACGUCUCCUCCUACCUGCCCGCCCCCCUGGCCUCCCCCGCCCUCAUGGUGCUCGCCUCCACCGCAGAGUCCGGCCGCGACGCCUCCGUCCCCUGCCAGGCGCCCAGACCCUUCGGAGUGCCCGUGUCCCUGGAGAAGGACUUGCACCUGCCCUUCCCCUCCGCCUCCUACACCUUCACCUCCAUGUACCAGCGCCAGGGCCCCAUGUCCGGCACCUUCCCCUCCAGAGACUUCCCUUCCUCCCUGCUCCACCUGCACCCCCAGUUCUCCCCCCCUGGACACCUGGACUGCUCCACCCUCAGUAUGCUGAACCACAGCGGGGUGGGCGCCUUCAGACCCUUCUCCUCCCCGCAAGAGGAGAGGGAAUCUGGGCUGUACCACUCGGCGUUCACCCCCGCCAAGAGGCUGAAGAGCUGCUUCCCGGAGACGGAGGGCAAGGAGUUUGACUUCGGAUCCCCGGGAGGAUCCAUGAAGGCAGGGGAGGAUUCUGGGAGGAAGCUGUUCUCCAUGUCCGGCCUGAUGUCCGACGGAGAGGCGUCCUCCAGCCCAGAGGAGAGGAAAGAGCACGGUAAAGUGAAGGCUCUGUACGACGCCCAGGCUCCGAUGUGUCCGGUGUGUCAGGCUGUUCUCAGACCAGCAGAUCUGCAGGAGCACAUGCAGCAGGAACUCACCAAACUGGCACACACACAAAUCAGUGUGACCUCAGUGCAGCACAGCCACCUGAUGAGGACGCCCAAGUCUCUUUCCCUCUCUCUUCAUAUCAAACGUGAAGCAGGGUCUCCCACCUCCCCCCCUCGAACAUCUGAGGACAUCCACUCUGACCGAUACCAGACGUUCCUGCGUGUGCGGGCCAACAGACACACCCGACUGAACGUCGAUGACCUCUGCUGGUGCAGGUGCUACGUCAAAUCCGCCCCAUUACGCCCCCACAGCGCAGGAGCCCACCUAGACUGCAUACGAGCCGUGAAGAUCGGGAAGCUGAAGAGAAGGAAACCAGAAGAUGGACAGGAGGGCUCAGCGGACUUGGUGCCGCUGCGGGACGAGUGGAACGAGAGGAGAAGGAUGCAGAUGUCGUCCUUAGUGGGAGGGUUCAAAGGAGCCGUGUUGGUGAGCUCGACCUCUAAAGAGUGUCAAAGAGACAGCGACGCAGACCUGGACGUGGACGGAGACGACACUCUGGAGUACGGCCGGGCGCAAUACACAGAGACAGAUGUGAUCCCCUGCUCAGGAGAAAGCUCCAAGGAGACAACCGUGAACAGAACGUUGCCUGACUCCAGACUAAGCCUUGAAUUCUCCAAAUGGUCGAAUGACGGGAGUCCGUCUACCAGCAGCGGAGAGAAAGUGGACGGCAGCAGCGCCGGGCUUCCUCUAACCUGCAAAAACUCUGAGAUAGAAAGGCUCUCGGAGGAUUCCACGCUGACAACUCUGAAUGCACUUAAAGUUCGGAUACGGGAUUUGGAGAAGCAGUUGUCUAAAGGAGACAGAUUUAAAUGCCUCAUCUGCAUGGACUCGUACAGCACCCCCCUCACCUCCAUCCAGUGCUGGCACGUGCACUGUGAGGAGUGCUGGCUGCGAACUCUGGGAGCGAAGAAGCUGUGUCCUCAGUGCAACACCAUCACCUCACCUGGAGACCUGAGGAGGGUCUUCCUGUGACGCAGCCAAUCACAGAAGACUUCCUCAGUUUCAACCAAUCAGGGGCGGACUGUGGGCAGCUGGCCUGUCAAAGACCCCCAACCCUCCUCUUCCUCUUCCUCUUCGUCAGUGCACUCCUUCCACUAACCCCUGACAAUUUUGAAGGACAGACGGUGUGACCUUUGACCUUUGACCUUUUCAGCCCUGUACGAUGUCCACGUUCCUGCUGCAGCUUCAACACACAGAAGAAAACCACAAGAUACAUAGGAAGAGGAAACGCUUUGGGACAAUAUUUAUCAAUUUUAUAAUCCUUUUUUUG
This is a messenger RNA of Trematomus bernacchii (emerald rockcod), 2134 nucleotides long. Its product is annotated as E3 ubiquitin-protein ligase RNF220-like. Gene Ontology annotation, biological process: protein ubiquitination. Gene Ontology annotation, molecular function: metal ion binding; ubiquitin protein ligase activity. The coding region runs from base 157 to 1836 and encodes 559 amino acids. The transcript has 16 exons. The record is from RefSeq and is a predicted model, not a curated record. Lineage: Eukaryota; Metazoa; Chordata; Actinopteri; Perciformes; Nototheniidae.